Aspergillus steynii IBT 23096 is the source of this 1621-nucleotide messenger RNA. RefSeq lists its product as uncharacterized. NCBI's taxonomy places the organism in Eukaryota, Fungi, Ascomycota, Eurotiomycetes, Eurotiales, Aspergillaceae. The coding region runs from base 388 to 1362 and encodes 324 amino acids. The transcript is spliced from 3 exons. The record is from RefSeq and is a predicted model, not a curated record.
AGGAACACGAUCACCAAACAGACCCUCGAAUUAGGAGGUCAUCGACUCUUGGCCUCGGAUAGCUCAAGCCAGGCUGAGUGGCCAGCCUUGCCCUGGACGGCCCCCUUCACAAAAAUAACUCGUAUUCCGGUCCCUGAGCCUCAGCCAUCUGUGCGACUGACCAACCAGAUCCCCCGAUAAUCCAGGUCCUCGGAUUAAGACUGUGACUCUUCACGUUGCCCGCCGUCUGGGCGUCGUAUAAUUCCCCAGAUCACGGAGCCAGCGCAUCAGCAGGAGGUCUACAUAAUGGGGCGCCUUCCCAUGUGGAAAUGUCGACUCUUUCGCGACCUGCAGCGCCCAAGUGUAUUGGGUACUAUUUAUGAGAUAGCGCAUUCCUGCUGAUUCACGAUGGCUCCCCGACGCGGUGGAGGCUCCUCUGGUGGUUAUUCGUCCGGAUCUAGUAACCAGUGCUCCGACUACGAUGCCUUUGCGACGACCUUUGCCCGGAUUUAUAUCGCCUUCCAUGCGCUGUUCUUCCUCGUAUUCGUUACCGUCUUCUUUAUCCUGGUCGCAAAACACAAGCGCACCAAGCGAGUCGCCAAGGCACCCUUACUGUGGUUUUGUCUCUACUUCUCAAUCAUUUUCUCGAUCAUAUCGACUGCCCUGAGCAUCAUCUUCAACACCCUCUCGGAAUGCGGCAUCUUCGUAGGAAAUGACGCAUACCGCGCCAGCAUCUCCAUCGACUGGCUCGGCACCACGGCCACUCUGCUGGUCAUCCUCGCCAUCAUGUUCCCAAUCUCUCAACGUCUCCAUCACGGAAACAAAGGCAUGGGCGGCUUGGUUCGGAUCGCGCACUCCGUCACGCUUGGCCUCUUUGCCAUCCUUCUGAUCGUCUCGCUCAGCAUUACCACGAGGGUCGUGGAUGCGCUGUAUUCGUCUGGUUACCGGUACGGUCUCGGGUCUGAUAUCGCAGACUUGGCCAUCCAUCAGCGCAGAAUCUGGGUGGCUUGCUACGCAAUGGGUGUCAUUUGCAUGCUGGUGGCCGCUGCGACGAUGUUGUUCGCGUUGGUGCGCAACCCGAAUUUCAGACGAGGUUCUCUGCGCAUUGGAAUCCCCCUACUCAUCCUAUCCUCCCUCGCCAUGACCCUUCUCGACCUGGGCGGAUACAUUCACAACACGUACGGUAGCUUUUCGUCCUACCGUUCCACAAGGUAUCUUGAGCAGUCGUACGAGGCACAGCUUUUCCUGCGAUACUUCUUCUACACCUGCGCGUUCCUGAGUACCCUGCUGGUCGGCAGCACGGCGGAUCUGCAUGGCAGCUACGCUCCGCGGUUUGACCUGCAGGCGCCAGCUCCGCCGAUGUACCAGCCACGAGUGCACUAGGUUGGACAGGAAGUUUCGAUAGGAUGGUUGUGGCUAGUGGGAGAUGGCCAGAUUAUUAAUGUAAUGUUUGAUUUUGGGCUGAAGACGCCCACUUAGCUGGAAUAUACCCCGUACUGAAUUGGAUUCUAAUUUCAUUGUCAAACCGCUAUACAAACUCUCGGAGAGUCUGGAUUCCUAGAGACAAGAGACAUAACUGUAUAUUCCGGUAAAGCGGCGUCACCUUAUCCUUACUAUAGCAGAUCAUUACAGACACUACGGC